Molecule: messenger RNA, 1326 nt
Organism: Kluyveromyces marxianus DMKU3-1042
Lineage: Eukaryota; Fungi; Ascomycota; Saccharomycetes; Saccharomycetales; Saccharomycetaceae
Gene: FTH1
Product: Fth1p
Exons: 1
Coding region: 1-1326 (441 amino acids)
Biological process (GO): iron ion transmembrane transport
Cellular component (GO): plasma membrane; fungal-type vacuole membrane; high-affinity iron permease complex
Molecular function (GO): ferrous iron transmembrane transporter activity
Source: RefSeq, a predicted model, not a curated record
AUGGCGAAAAGCUCGUUUGAGAAUUAUUUUUCGUUCCAAAUUUUUUUCAUUUUCCUCCGGGAAUCAUUAGAGAUCAUCAUCAUUAUCUCGAUCUUGUUAACGAUUGUUAAGCAAGCUUUGUUUUCUCAUGAUAACACGUGUGAAUCCUCCUCAUCCUCCAUAGUUAACAAUGCGGAACCAGUUACUGUCGAGGAAGAAGCAGCUUCCGCUUUGUUAAUGCGAGAAAAUGAAAUAAACUCAUCGGAGUUGGGAAUAGAAGUUGACAAUGAGCAAAUAUACAAAAGGUUGAAAUUUCAGAUUAUAUCCGGUGGACUACUUGGUCUUUUAGCCUGUAUGCUAAUUGGUGGUGCGUUCAUUGUGGCAUUUUAUUAUAUUGGUGCCGAUUUAUGGUCCCUAAGUGAACAUUAUUAUGAGGGUGUUUUAAGUGUUAUUGCAUCAGUUAUCAUAUCUGUGAUGGGUCUAUUCUUUUUGAGGAUGGGGAAAUUAAGAGAAAAGUUUAGAGUGAAACUUGCUUCUAUAAUAUACUCUGAUAAACUAUUGUCAAGAGAGUACGGGGAAAGUCGGGCAAAGACCUUUGGUGAGAAGUACUCUUUAUUUAUAUUACCUUUUGUCACAUCUUUAAGGGAAGGGUUGGAAGCAGUUGUGUUCAUUGGUGGUAUUGGUAUCGAUAGUCCAUUAACAUCAAUACCACUUUCAAUGCUCUCGGCUACUGCAAUCUCUGCAAUAUUCGGUGUGUUCUUCUUCAAGUAUUCCAAAUCUUUUUCUUUGCAAAUAUGUCUAGUGAUAACAACCUGCUUCUUGUACUUAAUUGCUGGAGGUUUGUUUUCCAAAGGUGUUUGGCAAUUUGAAUUACAAAGGUAUGUUGAUGCAUGUAAUGGUCAGGAUAUGAGUGAAGUCGGUAAUGGUCCUGGAUCAUAUGAUAUUUCGCGCUCCGUGUGGCAUGUCAAUUGUUGUAAUGGUGAAAGAGAUGGGUUUUGGAUGGUUUUAACUGCUAUAUUUGGCUGGACUAACUCUGCUACUUAUGGUUCUGUUAUAAGUUAUAUUGCAUAUUGGUUAGUCGUGAUUGCAGUUAUUAACUUGAUGAUGGUGGAGGAAAAAUACGGAUAUAUUCCAUUUUUACCAAUCAGCUUACAAAGAGGAAGAAUCAAUAAAAGAAUUACUAUCAUUGAAAAGUCAUUAUCCUUAAAAUCGCAACCCGCAUCUGCAGCUGUAACACCAUCUUCUAUUCAAAAAAAUACCCCAGAACUUCCAAGAUCCUCUUGUGAUACACAUGAUAGUUCGAGUCAUCUGUUAAGUGCAGACGUUACCCCACCAAGCUACCAGUAA